Messenger RNA from Moneuplotes crassus, 1139 nucleotides. NCBI's taxonomy places the organism in Eukaryota, Ciliophora, Spirotrichea, Euplotida, Euplotidae. The record is from the annotation of a GenBank genome assembly.
AAGUGUAAUUAUAUUUUCAAUACAUGGGUAAUACCUGAACCUGAGAUCCAAAAAAUGAUCAGCAAGAGACUAAAGUCACUCGUAGAAGAGAUGUUAAGGAUAAGUCACAAAAGCAUAAGAAAAAGGUAAAAUCUGGUAAAGGAAUCCCCUCUUACACAGACAAUUUCACCUUAGAGUCUAAUGAAGAGUCGCCUAAAACUGCUAAAUCUGGGAGGAAAUCUUCCCAAAGUUCCAAAAAGAAAAGGAAAAAGUGUAAAAAUAGAGGUUCAAAGCAAAAGAGUGUACUGAAAGACAGUUCUUUGCAAGUGAUUUCUUCUAACUCGCAUGAAGACUCUAACAAAGUCAGCACAGUUCAGACCACUCAGAACACUCUGACUGGGCAACCUGAUUUCGAAAUAGCUGAGAAUCUCGAGAACCUCUCCGAGAUCGAUGAAGGUCUUGAUGCGAAUGAACUUGCACUUGACGGGACAGAAAGUAAAAAGUAUACCAAGACUGCUUACGAAAAGGCGGAGAUCAUGCAUGCCUGGAUCACCGAUAAGGUAUGGAAGAAGAACAAGACCAAGAAAGGAGUCACUCUUAUGACUGCUAAGGGUGAUAAUGGAGGUUUUGCCAACUACCAGACCACUGUGAUCAAUGCUCCAAUGGAUAGAUGAGUUGAAUUGAUUCAAGAUUUUGACAAUCAUUACAAAGCUAACCAAAAGCUUGAGGAGGUCAAGGUUCUAGAAGAGCUAGAUGGGCCUGAUGGCAAGUACAUCCAGAAUGCCUUAGUUCAGGCUAGAUACAUGAAAGGAAACUUUGUCAUAAAAGCAAGAGAGUUUAUUCUGUACAAAGGACUAAUUUCCCCCAAAAAUGACGAACGUAUCAUUGUGAUUUAUUCUGUCGAGCAUCCAGAUGCGCCUAGGAAUAAGAAAAAGAUCAGAGGUGAAUAUGAAGGCAUGUAUUGGUUUAAGAAGAUCUCUGAAGAUCAAACCGAACUCCAGAUUGUCUCUGAGUUCAAGCUUGGUGGAAGCAUUCCCAAUAUUGUCAUCAAUAUGGUCCAAGGUCAGAACAUUGAGGAGACUAUCUACUUCAAGAAAAUAAUGGAGAGCGCAUAACGAUACGUAUGCUGUCAAAAUAGUAAUCAUCAGGUUUCAAAUUUG